Molecule: messenger RNA, 1014 nt
Organism: Aspergillus mulundensis
Lineage: Eukaryota; Fungi; Ascomycota; Eurotiomycetes; Eurotiales; Aspergillaceae
Product: arabinan endo-1,5-alpha-L-arabinosidase
Exons: 2
Coding region: 1-1014 (337 amino acids)
Biological process (GO): carbohydrate metabolic process
Molecular function (GO): arabinan endo-1,5-alpha-L-arabinosidase activity
Source: RefSeq, a predicted model, not a curated record
AUGAAACUACCCUUCUCGUACAUCCUCAACCUCCUGCUCACCCUCCUCACCACCAACCCCCACUUCCCGAAUCCAAACCCCUGCACCGGCGACUGCUGGACGCACGAGCCGGGCCUCAUCAGCCGCCCCAGCGACAACCAAUACUUCCGCUUCGCCACGGGCUCGGGAAUCCACAUCCACAGCGCACCCUCCCUCUCGGGCCCCUGGAAGUCCGUCGGAGAAGCCCUCUCCAACGGCUCCGUAAUCGACCAUCAAGGACGAAGGAACCUCUGGGCUCCGGACGUGCACUAUGACACCUCAACCAAUAUGUACCAUAUGUACUAUACCGUCUCAACAAUUGGGUCACGCGAUAGCGUGAUAGGCCUUGCCUCCUCGCCUGACAUGGCGCCCGAGAGCUGGACGGACCACGGCGCGGUGUUUCGGUCCACGAAUAACGAUCGCUAUAACGCUGUCGAUUCGAACUGGGUCCGGAUUCACGGCAAGCCAUAUCUCAAUUUCGGGUCUUCUUGGGAUGGGCUGUUCCAGGUGCCGUUAUCGCUGUCAUUGAUGAAGGAUCUUAAAGAGGGGACGGGAGGACUCGCUACGCACGCUGUUCAGGAUGCACUGAGUCAUCUGGCGUCCAAUGCAACGGGCCACCACCGUAUCGAAGCACCGUUUCUAUUUCAGCAUCGAAGGUGGUAUUACCUUCUCCUCUCGUCGGGCCGGGCAGAUGCCUCUGAGAAGAAUCUGCCGGCACAGGGAGAGGAAAACAGGAUUAUGGUAUGUCGGUCGAAGAAUGGAAGGGGCGAGUUUGUGGAUAAAGACGGGAAAUCCUGCCGUGAGAGUGGAGGUACGACUUUACUCGCGUCUCACGAUGCUAUCUUUGGCCCUGGAGGUCAGGGGGUUAUUGAGGAUAAAGAGUACGGCCUGGUACUCUAUUAUCAUUAUGCGGAUAGGAGCCUUGGUCUGUCGACUGAGCAGUAUCGGUUUGGGUGGAAUGUCCUGCGGUGGGAGGACGAUUGGCCAGUGGUGUGA